This is a messenger RNA of Cydia splendana, 451 nucleotides long. Its product is annotated as histone H3. Gene Ontology annotation, molecular function: structural constituent of chromatin; DNA binding; protein heterodimerization activity. The record is from RefSeq and is a predicted model, not a curated record. Bases 41 to 451 code for a protein of 136 amino acids. The transcript has a single exon. NCBI's taxonomy places the organism in Eukaryota, Metazoa, Arthropoda, Insecta, Lepidoptera, Tortricidae. Gene Ontology annotation, cellular component: nucleosome.
GUUAACGUAACGUACACGCGUAUCGUAGUAAUUUUUCGAAAUGGCCCGUACCAAGCAGACCGCUCGUAAAUCCACCGGUGGUAAAGCGCCCCGUAAACAGCUCGCCACCAAGGCGGCCCGCAAGAGCGCGCCAGCCACCGGGGGCGUCAAGAAGCCCCAUCGUUACAGGCCCGGCACCGUCGCCCUCCGUGAGAUCCGUCGCUACCAGAAGAGCACCGAGCUUCUGAUCCGCAAGCUGCCCUUCCAGCGUCUGGUGCGUGAGAUCGCUCAGGACUUCAAGACCGACCUGCGCUUCCAGAGCUCUGCCGUUAUGGCUCUCCAGGAGGCCAGCGAGGCUUACCUAGUAGGUCUCUUCGAGGACACCAACCUGUGCGCCAUCCACGCCAAGCGUGUGACCAUCAUGCCCAAGGACAUCCAGCUGGCUCGCAGGAUCCGCGGUGAACGUGCCUAA